AGAUGACGUAGUCGCAGCGCUAUGGCGGCGCCCGCGGUGGGCGGAUGGAGGACCGUGCCCAAGCGCCGGGGGAGGCGCCCGAGGCCGGGGCGGGCAGCCGCGGACGCCGAAGCCCCGGAGGGGAGCCGGGAUGGCAGCGCGGUGCGGAGGCGCGUCUGCGAGGCCCGGGACGACCUGCAAAUCUCCGAUUUCUGGCACUUGACAGAGGGAAUCAUCCAGAAGUGUUUUACUGAACCUCUGGAACAACUACAGGUUGCUACUGAGCCCAUUUCAGAAGUCCUUGAACACCUCCAUCUCGAACCAUCACAGCCAGUUGAGGCAUCCAAUUCCAACUUGAGGGGAGACUCCUUGAAAAGGGCAAGGUGCUUUAAGUGUGUUUGCUAUGGAAUUGGGAAGUUUGCUUCAUGUGUCAUAGCCCGCAAUCAACUAGCAUUUUUGCUUCUCCUUUUGGAAAAGUUACAGAUUCCCAGAAAUCAUUGCUACAUAUUUGAUCCUCUUUUUAAUGAACUUGAAAUUUCAGUUCUCAACACGCUUGGCCUGACUGUCCUCAAGGAGAAUGAGGAAGGAAAACGGAAUAUUUGUGGUGAACCCACCAUUUUUUACAUGAUCCACUGCGGAACAGCCUUGUAUAACAAUCUGUUAUGGAGUAACUGGUCAGUCGAUUCCCUUUCCAAGAUGAUGAUCAUUGGAAAUAGUUUCAGAAGAAUUGAAGGAAAGUUACUAACAAGGAUUCUGCAGAAAAAGUACCCCUAUGUAGCAAAUAUUUUAAAAGGAACAGAGGAAAUUGAAUUUCCUCAGACUUUGCAAUAUAUGGACGUAUUUAACGAUACUGCCAUCCAUCGGUUUCCUUUACGAAAGCUGAAAGAGCUCCCCGAUGAAAUCUGGGCCUUCCAAGAAGAGCCUGACUAUUCAGAAAGUGAGGAGUUAGAAAUCAUCAGAAACCAGAGAAAGCUAAUUCAGCCCUUGCUUGGAUGACUUUAAUUAACUGUUACUGCCUAGUGAACAGAAGCAAAGAGCCAGGAGUCAAGUGUGGCCUCAGACGCACAUUACGGACACUGAUCAGCAGUAUCUAUGAGCUGUAGAGACCACACACUGCCCCGAGGCUGAAUGGGGCGGACUACAGCAGAAAGCUAAAAAACAGCCGCCCCCUUGGGUGACAUCUAAGAAUUGCUUGUUUCUCUUACCCAGAUGGACCCGGGCUGGGAGGAUUUAGGAAGAGGAACCAUGUGACAUGCCAAGUCUUCCCAUUUGGGAAGGUGUACUUGAUAUUUUAUAAACUGUUCUUGAGAAUAAAUGCUUUGCAUUUCCUUUAA
Molecule: messenger RNA, 1313 nt
Organism: Antechinus flavipes (yellow-footed antechinus)
Lineage: Eukaryota; Metazoa; Chordata; Mammalia; Dasyuromorphia; Dasyuridae
Gene: SRRD
Product: SRR1 domain containing
Exons: 7
Coding region: 22-975 (317 amino acids)
Biological process (GO): microtubule-based process
Cellular component (GO): cytoplasm; nucleus
Source: RefSeq, a predicted model, not a curated record